Peronospora belbahrii is the source of this 858-nucleotide messenger RNA. NCBI's taxonomy places the organism in Eukaryota, Oomycota, Peronosporomycetes, Peronosporales, Peronosporaceae. The record is from the annotation of a GenBank genome assembly.
AUGUCGCUGCUGCAGGCCCGAGCGGAGAGCGCGGACGACGAGCAGCAAGCUCACGAAACGGCCACGUGUGUACAGCCAAGGAAAAGUCGGGCUUCUGAUAGGUUCAAUUUUCAACCAACGGAAAUGAGCCAAGACCCGUACCGAAUUACACCUCGUCACGUAACAAAGUUGCCCGGGGAGGAGUGUCUACCGAUCCGUUCGUGCGAAUAUGACCCAGACGACAUGGACCUUGAUGGACCUCUGGCGAGAAUGGCCAAUGCCACCCUGGGACAGGUACCCAACAUGGUCCCUCGUAUUAAGCUCUCAGCGACCUCGGAUCUCAAGGAGUUUCAUGGUGAAGACCAUGAUGAAGACCAAGCACGCAGUUGGGUGACCACUGUGAAGACCGCGCUCACGAGGGACCAAGCGCCAGAUGGGGAGAAGUGUCGCUCUGUUUGUGGAAAUUGGAAGAAUUUGUUCCAGGAAUUUCAGAUGCAGUUCUGUGGUUUGGGGGUGCAAGUGGCCCGCCAAUAUUACCACGCGAAGAAAAGGUCGGACGAAUCCCCGCUGGGCUACCUAUACCGUCUGAAUGUCAUUGGACUUCGAGCGAAGAUCAAGAUCAAGGAUGGGCCGCCCAAGAUUCAAAAGGAAUAUGCCGAACACUAUAUCGAGACAUUGGACGACCCUGACCUGGCGGACCAGUUGACCGUGUUACGUUUGGCUGAUGUGGAAGAGCUGGAGGAUGUACUAAGGGCGCGUCAAUGGACGAAAGCUCGACGGGGCAAGAUGUUGUUUGGGUCAGGCAAGUUUCGCCAGAAAGCACUGAUUACCCCUGAUCGGCCAAGGGAGUUGGAUCGCCGCUCUGUUCAUGCAGUUUGA